UCACGCGAACCAUCUGUGUUUCUUUGUAACCAGGCAACGAAAAGCUACGCGCUACAGCUGCAAGUAAACAUUAGCAUGAACUGAUAAAACAACGUAGAUAAGUUAAGAUUUAGCAAACGAUUUCUCAGCAUUAAGCUUCAAAAUAUUACAAUAUAUUUAAUAGCGUAAUUUGUUUUGUAUUUAAGUUUGCAAGAUUAUUAUUAUUAUUUGUUAGGAGCGAAAACUACCUUCCUCAACUUGACAGAAUAGAUUAGAAAACUCGUGAGUUAAAAAGAAAAAGUGUGGUCAGUCGUCUUGUGUUUAGACAUCAUGUUAGAAGCUGAAGCUAAAGAAGGGGAGCCAAGCUCAGAUGUCAGAAAAGUGGAAACAGAGCCUGAACUGAAGACGACUGGGCAGUCUCAAGUCUACACUGCAACCAAAGACAGUCUUUUCUCGAAGACAAGGCCUAUUGGAAACCAAGCGCUGUCAUUAGAAUGGGUCUUUGGGAUGAAUCCAGCUUUUCCUGUCUUCAGUUUGCAAGACCAUGAUCAACUGGUGGUCCUUUAUGCUGGAACUAAUGUUGGGAUCAUAUAUAAUCACACCACAAAAUCCCAGCAUUUACUACAGGGUCACUCCCACCCCAUCUCAUGUAUGUGUGUAAGUGAAGAUAGACGUUGGAUUGCAACAGCAGAUCGUGGGUCACAGAGGAUGGUGAUGAUAUGGGACUCCUACUCUGGCAUUCCUGUGCAGACAUUUUUUGACUGCCACCCUGAUGAAGGUGUCAUUGCUAUGGCAUUUUCAAGUGACACAAAAUAUCUGGCAACCCUUGGUAGUGAAGAAGUUCAAUGUGUCUGCAUUUGGGAUUGGACCAGUGAGGCACAAAAACCCUUAUGUUGCACCAAACUUGAUCCCAAUCUUGGUUUUCAAGAUUACAUUAUUUUUAAACCAGGGGAUAGUACUCAGCUCCUCAGUAUCAGUAAAAGUCAUGUCUUAUUCUACAGCAGGGCAAAGGAAAGUCUGCAGUUCUUUGCACUGAAGCUCAAGAAGUUCAGUGACGCAGCUGCAAAAGCUCUUCGUGCUAGCGCAUUUACUCAGCCUUCUCCUGAUGCUUCUACAACUGUCCACAUCGCUGACAUGUCCCUCAGUCUGUCUGUGUUUCACUUGACAAAUCCUCAGAUCCUAACAGCCACUGCAGGCAGCAUAGUGGUGUGGGAUGUCAAGGACUAUUUGACUGAUCAUCAGAGCCUGCACUUUAAAAAAAAAAAACUAAUUCACCUUCAGGACCACCUGAUCACUUUUCUCACCAUGACUGAUUGCUAUAUCGUAACUGGUGAUGUUUGUGGCCAAAUCUACUUUUAUGAUGAAUUAUUAAGGGUUCUCACUUGGUACAGUGACUUUAAUCUGGACGCUAUUGUUUCCAUUUCCUUUUCCAAAGAGUGUUCAGAUGGAUAUCUGGAGGACCACACUCUGGAGGCCAAUCCAUUAAUUGUCAGGAACUUUAUAGUGUCAACAGUCAGUUCCAAAGUUGUGCAUGUAAAAACACAGAACAGCAUCCCACAGAUUCUCCUGCAUGAGGAUCAUGAGCCUGUCUAUGCCUUGGCAUGCCACCCCAAUCAGCCAGCUGUGGCCAUGGGUAACCAAAGGGGCACUUUAAAAGUGUGGGACUACAACAACAAAACAAUCAUUGGCAGCAGGGUCUUUGAGACAGAGAAGCACAUUCAAUGUAUGAUUUUUGACCCUAAAGGGCGAUACCUAGCUGUUGGUUUUGGCAGUGGAGCUGUUCACCUAUUAAAUUCCCGCACUUUGCAAAGUGAUCCGGAGGAAUGUUUCCAUUACACAACAGAAAGCAUCCACCUCAUCACCUUCUCCUUAGACUCACAGUACCUUGCCACUGCGGACACUGGCAAAGCAGUGACAGUGUUCCACUUGCAGAAAAAUAAAGAUUCCCUUCCUUGCUGGAUGUAUCUGGGAAGAUACUGCUCUCAUUACAAACCCAUCAAAGAUCUUCUCUUUGGGGUCUAUCUGGACAGCACCCAACCAAGACUGCUAUCUUUGGGAAUGGACCGCAAACUGGUGGAGUAUGACCUGGAAAAGAGCACUGUGAACAAGCUUCUCAUCCUAAGCUCGGAGCAUAUUGAACAAAGUGCUGUGCCCUUGUGCAUGACUUGGUAUCCUCCCCUUACAACAGAACAGUUUAUUCUCAUAGCCUCAGACCAGUACAAGAUGAAGCUUUUCAACAGCACAACCAAGAUGUGCAGAAAGACUCUCCUUGGUCCUACAUUUGGCACUCCCAUCAAACAAAUAUUGGUUCUUCCCAAGUCUAACGAACCCAAGAGAAGCUCCUAUCACAUGGCAUACAUCACAGAGGAUAAGGUGGGCCUCCAGAUUUUGCCUCUGGAUGGAAACCCUUACAAGUCCAGUGCGCUGGUCUGCCAUCCAACAGGGGUGUCUGCCCUUGCCUGCUCCAAUGAUGGGCAAUUUGUUUUUACUGCAGGAGGAUCUGACUGCAGUGUCUGCUCAUGGGAAAUAAACCUGAGUGUACUGGAAGCCACGGCCACCAUGGGUGGAAAGGACAUGGUGCCCUUUUAUACUCUCUUAGAUGGAGGAAGAGAUGGCAGGUUUUACAGGGAGAUGGAAGAUGUUUUCUACUACUGCUUAAUCCGUCAUCAUGGCAUUGACUUGAUGAAGAAACAACAAGUGCCUACAAAAAUUUCCCUGUCAGAUGUUCCCUGUCUAAUGAGAGCACUUGGGUACUUUCCUACUGAAAAAGAGAUAGAAGACAUGCAAAAUGAGGUCAAAUUCAGCAAGUACGCCGAAACAGGAAAAUAUGUGACUGACAUUGACCUGGAGGAAUUUAUUAAGCUGUAUGUUAACCACCGGUCAGCUUUUGGCAUCUCAAGCAAUGAGAUUGUCCAGGCUUUUAAAGUCCUUGGUAACACUGACAGUACAGGACGGCAUGUUCUGCUAAGACAUGAGCUGCUAGAACUUCUUCAAGUUCGAGGAGAAUGCAUGACAGAAGAAGAGGUGGCAGAGUGUUUUACUACACUUUUAGGCCUCAAUAAAGAGGAAGAGGAAGAGGAAGGCCAUGCACUCGGUGAGGAUUCAGAGUAUUCAUUGGGGGGUGCAAUCCCAGAUGAGAUAUCUAUGGAAACUUUUACAGGUUACUUCCUGGGUUUACCAACCCCAGCAGAGCAGAGUCUCAGAUCUUCCUCUUCAGAGUGAUAAAUGCAUGGACAUGUUAGUUAGUAAAAUAAAGCUUUACAGUUACAAGAAUUUCAUUCUGCUGUUUUUGUUUGUUUGUUUGUUUUUUCGUUGUUGUUUUUGUUUUUAGAUGUAUUUUUAUAACAUGUCCUAACAGAGACAAUGUAUUUUGUGUGUGCAUUUAAAAUGUGAUGAAUAAAUGUCAUUAUUAGGGGGGAACUAUUUUAUUAUUUAAAAUUACAGUGAUUGCGUCAGAUUUCUUUGAAACAGUUACUCAUUACAAGGUAUUAAUAUAAUUUGUGACAAUCUAUUAGGUUUAUAAAGCAUGUAACAUACCUUGAAUAUGUCUGGACUACUUUACUGUCAAAUAUUGUAAAAACAUAUAAAGCUGGCUA
Molecule: messenger RNA, 3575 nt
Organism: Melanotaenia boesemani (Boeseman's rainbowfish)
Lineage: Eukaryota; Metazoa; Chordata; Actinopteri; Atheriniformes; Melanotaeniidae
Gene: cfap251
Product: cilia and flagella associated protein 251
Exons: 20
Coding region: 310-3201 (963 amino acids)
Cellular component (GO): sperm flagellum
Molecular function (GO): protein binding
Source: RefSeq, a predicted model, not a curated record